UCUGGGCUGGCUCUGGGCUCCUCACUGAUUUAAGCAGUUACCUUCAUGAGAUCUGACUUCGGGGUGCUCAUCGAGGAGGAAGGCAGAGCGGUCCCCAGGCUGCAGAUGAGAAAGGAUGACAGUUUCUGAGACUUGACCAGCUCCUGGAGGGCCCUCUCACCUUUUCAAAAUGCCUUUUAAAGCAUUUGAUACCUUCAAGGAAAAAAUCCUGAAACCUGGAAAGGAAGGAGUGAAGAACGCCGUGGGAGAUUCCUUGGGGAUUUUACAAAGAAAAAUCGAUGGGACCAAUGAGGAAGAAGAUAGCACUGAGCUGAAUGAAGAAGGAAGGCCAGUACUGACUUCCAGGCAGAGGUCACCACUCUGCAACUGCCACUGCUGUGGCAUCCCCAAGCGUUACAUCAUUGCCAUUAUGAGUGGGCUGGGAUUCUGCAUUUCCUUUGGGAUUCGGUGCAAUCUUGGAGUUGCCAUCGUGGAAAUGGUCAACAACAGCACUGUAUAUAUUGAUGGAAAACCGGAAAUUCAGACAGCACAGUUUAACUGGGAUCCAGAGACAGUGGGCCUCAUCCAUGGAUCUUUUUUCUGGGGUUAUAUUGUGACACAAAUUCCAGGUGGUUUCAUUUCAAAUAAGUUUGCCGCUAACAGGGUCUUUGGAGCCGCCAUCUUCUUAACAUCAACCUUGAACAUGUUCAUUCCUUCUGCUGCUAGAGUCCACUACGGCUGUGUCAUGUGUGUCAGAAUUUUGCAAGGUCUAGUGGAGGGUGUGACCUACCCAGCCUGCCAUGGGAUGUGGAGUAAGUGGGCACCACCUUUGGAGAGAAGCCGACUGGCCACAACCUCUUUUUGUGGCUCCUAUGCAGGGGCAGUGAUUGCCAUGCCUCUGGCUGGGGUGUUGGUACAGUACAUUGGAUGGGCCUCUGUCUUUUAUAUUUAUGGCAUUUUUGGGAUUAUUUGGUACAUGUUCUGGCUAUUGCAGGCCUAUGAGUGCCCAGCUGCUCACCCAACAAUAUCCAGUGAGGAGAGGACAUACAUAGAGACAAGUAUAGGAGAAGGAGCCAAUGUGGUUAGCCUCAGUAAAUUUAACACACCAUGGAAAAGAUUUUUCACGUCGUUGCCGGUUUAUGCAAUCAUUGUGGCAAAUUUUUGCAGAAGCUGGACUUUUUAUUUGCUGUUAAUAAGUCAGCCUGCUUAUUUUGAAGAGGUCUUUGGAUUUGCAAUAAGUAAGGUGGGCCUCCUGUCAGCAGUCCCACACAUGGUUAUGACUAUCAUUGUGCCUAUUGGAGGACAGUUGGCUGAUUAUUUAAGAAGCAGAAAUAUUUUGACCACAACGGCUGUCAGAAAAAUCAUGAACUGUGGAGGUUUUGGCAUGGAGGCAACCUUACUCCUGGUGGUUGGCUUUUCCCAUACCAAAGGGGUGGCCAUCUCCUUUCUGGUGCUUGCUGUAGGAUUUAGCGGCUUUGCUAUUUCAGGUUUUAACGUCAACCACCUGGACAUUGCUCCCCGUUAUGCCAGCAUUCUCAUGGGGAUCUCAAAUGGAGUGGGAACCCUUUCUGGAAUGGUCUGUCCCCUUAUUGUUGGUGCAAUGACGAAGCACAAGACCCGGGAGGAAUGGCAGAAUGUGUUCCUUAUAGCCGCCCUGGUGCACUACAGUGGUGUGAUCUUCUAUGGAGUCUUCGCUUCCGGGGAGAAACAGGAGUGGGCUGACCCUGAGAAUCUCUCUGAGGAGAAGUGUGGAAUUAUUGACCAGGAUGAAUUAGCGGAGGAGACAGAACUCAACCACGAGAGUUUUGCGAGCCCCAAUAAGAAGAUGUCUUAUGGUGCCACCACCCAGAAUUGUGAAGUCCAGAAGAAAUGGAGAGGACAGAGGGGAGUGACUCUCGAUGAGGAAGAGCUGACAUCCCACCAGAAUGAAGAGGGAAGCUUUUCAGACACAGCCUAAUGUCUGAGGGGCACUUUCAUCUCUCCUUACCUUAGAACCAGAAAGUAUCCAUACCUAUUGCCUUCCCUGUAGCCCAGCUUGCCAGAGGGUCAAAUAUGUGAACACUGGAGGUAGGAGGGGGGAGAAGAGGAGAUCUAAUCAGCAACAGAGAAAGAAAGGAAAAAUAUUAUCUUGCAAUGACACUUAACGGGCAUAGAGCUUGCUCUCAGUUGAAAAAAUGGGGAUAAAUAUAUAAUUUUUUUGGAUUGGCAGUUGACUCUUCUCAAAGAAUUCUUUAAGAAUUGAACUUAUUCAGAAAAGAAUGACUAGAAGAAUAAGGGAGAUAAUACCAUGCUGUUCAAAGAAAAAUUGAAGGAACUGUCCGUAUUUGGCCUGGAGCAGAGAAAACAUUAGCUCUCACUGCAUUUCUGAGGGCAUCCAUGCAGAAGAGCAUUUCCUAUUCCCAGGAAAGGCUACUGCUCAGGGAGGCCCUGCAUUGUGCCAGGUGCUUUAGAAGCAUUCUUACUUAAUUUCCACACCACUGUGACAUACGUUUCUUGUCGUCAUUUUACAAUUAAGGAAGCUAAAGCAACAAGAUACUGAAUUGCCCAAGGGCCAGGGCUGAGAUUGGAGGGGUACAGAAUAGGUGGCAGUUUCAGGGAAGAACUUUCCACCUCAAUGUAGAGAAGACUUUUUUUUUUUUUUUUUUUUUUUUUUUAAAUAAUGAAAACUGACACUGGAGAGGGUUGUCUUGGGGAUAAUAUCUUAUUUUGGAAAGCAUGGAGGAUGGGAAACAUUUGGGUUGAUGUGAAAGCAUCGCCAUUUUACGAGGGGCUGGAUUAAAAGAUCCUGGGUUUGGAGAGAGGUUAAAAUGUAAAAUGUUAAAACAAAACAAAACAAAACAAACAAAAAACAAGAAAGGAGAAAGAAAAGAAAAAGGAAAAAAGGUAAGUAAGAUAGAUAAAUUUUCAGGCAUCUGAUGUCUAGAAUGGCUGAGAAGAAAGCAAGGGCUUGACUAAAUUUUGACCCUUCAUGAUAUCAAGAAUGUAGUUAAAUAAAUAAUGUCCCAGAUUACUUAUAGAUCUUUAGGACAUUUAGUAAUUUAAGAAGUUGAUUCAUGUGUUUUAUUAGGUGAAAUUCUCUUGGAAGAGUCUUCUGGUUUAAAAAAUGUAUAUCUUUAGCCAUUUCUGCUGGUGAUAUUUAGAAGUUUGAUCAAACCAUGCACAACUAUGAUUGAAGUGUUCCUAAUGGCUUUAUUUGGAAUGUUACUGGGGAAAAACCACAAUAGUAAUUAUCCAGGGAAAUGAAAUGAAAGCAUGUAUGAAAGCACCUGUGGCAACUAGACCCAUAGCUAAUGUUGAAAAAUUCAUCUUUGGUCAUAUAAGGCAAUACCAUGGAUACUCUCUGGAUAUAUUUUAAAAUCUAAUGGUAUUUCAAAAUUUAAAGCUGGCAUGUAAAGGAUUGUUUGAAAAUAAAGUUAUUUCCCUGUUCA
Molecule: messenger RNA, 3407 nt
Organism: Canis lupus familiaris (dog)
Lineage: Eukaryota; Metazoa; Chordata; Mammalia; Carnivora; Canidae
Gene: SLC17A8
Product: solute carrier family 17 member 8
Exons: 12
Coding region: 170-1936 (588 amino acids)
Biological process (GO): regulation of synapse structure or activity; transmembrane transport; synaptic transmission, glutamatergic
Cellular component (GO): excitatory synapse; synaptic vesicle membrane
Molecular function (GO): neurotransmitter transmembrane transporter activity; L-glutamate transmembrane transporter activity
Source: RefSeq, a predicted model, not a curated record